Messenger RNA from Ectocarpus sp. CCAP 1310/34, 1035 nucleotides. The record is from the annotation of a GenBank genome assembly. NCBI's taxonomy places the organism in Eukaryota, Phaeophyceae, Ectocarpales, Ectocarpaceae.
AUGCUCGUAGAGUACAGCGAUGAGGAGGAGGAAGAGGAGGAGGAGAUAAGCAACAGCGGGGAUGAGCAGCGCCAGAUAUUUGGCCCUGAACCCGCGCCGCUGCAGCAGCGCUCUCGAUGGAGCGACAGCAGUAGCGGCAGCGAUGAAGCCAGCGACGAUGAGGUGGUGGAGGUGGCAGGACCAGCUGCCCGAGGGAGAGGGAAGGGCGCAGCAGGAGAAGCGGACCCGUUCCCCCCGCUGCCAGUAUCGAUGCAACGGGAUCUGACUGACUGGCUCAAACCUUCGGAGUCCUCCACCAAGGCGCGUGAGAGAGCGGCGGCGAAAAGGGCACGUGAUCGAGCGGCAACCGUCGUUGACAACGCCAAGACUUCAACGGCACCUGCCAAGAACGCCACGAUCACUAGAGAAAGGAGCUUUGUGUCCAACGAGAGCCGUAGAGAGGCGUACCACGCCAACAAGAAGCCCAAAAGUGGAGCGAAACCCUUCAAGCACAAGCCCCAGCAUAGAGUCUCACCCUUGGAUCGAGUCAAAGAGUUCCCGGGCCAAGGGUUGGUUCGCUUGGACAACGGCAAGCUGGGGUGCUCUGUCUGCAACUUCAAGGAGUUACAGCUCAAGUGGAGCAACGUCAGGGACCACUGCAGGAGUCAUAGGCAUACGGUGCGGCUGGCCGCAGAGCCAGCGAAGAAGGCUGAGGACGAGGGCACGCUGCGUGCCUUCGGAAUCAUGUCGAAAGCCAAGGGGGGGAUGUACGGUGACACCCUGAGCGACCGUGACAAGCUCCUGCAGGUGAAGUUGGUGGCUGGAUGUUUGUCGGCAGGCAUCCCGCUUCAUGCCCUUGAGGACCCGCAGAUGAAGGCCUUCUUCGACUUCGCGAACAUCCGCGCGCCGGGACGCAGUCAUCUUGCCAAGCACGUCCCGUUCCUGCUGCGCAAAGAGGUGCCUUGACACGACCUUGUCGGAGCUUGGGAACGGGAAUUACACGGUGUGCUUCGACGCCACGCCGUACCGUUGCGAAUGCUUCGGCAUCGGACUACG